Molecule: messenger RNA, 8012 nt
Organism: Anolis carolinensis (green anole)
Lineage: Eukaryota; Metazoa; Chordata; Lepidosauria; Squamata; Anolidae
Gene: atf7ip
Product: activating transcription factor 7 interacting protein
Exons: 15
Coding region: 662-4027 (1121 amino acids)
Biological process (GO): regulation of DNA-templated transcription
Cellular component (GO): transcription regulator complex; nucleus
Molecular function (GO): protein binding; transcription coregulator activity
Source: RefSeq, a predicted model, not a curated record
GAUAAGCCAUUACAGUCCUUUGAUUAUUCCAGCACCAUAGGAUUAUGGUAGUUUAUCAACCACCAUUUGCAGGAACAUACUGAGCUAAUGUUCAAAAGUCUCUUUUUUGUGUGUUACUGGAUCUCAGGUUAAUGUGUAGCUUUUAAAUGUUUAGGCGUGGAAGACAGUUUGUGUAUCUCACCAAUGUCAGAAAUGUGUUAAGAUUAAAUCAGAAUCAGUCUGAUUGAUUGAUUCAGUCCUUGAAUUAUUUGCAGAGAAUAUAUGCACUCCGAUGCAUUUCUUGCAUAGUAUAAUACCUUUGUGUAUUUGAAAAAACACGUAAAUUUAUCCUUAAAUGUUAAAAAGGUUAAAAAACUGAUAAUUAACUUCUAGAUUCUUACAGCAAUUAAAAGGGUUAUGCCUUAAAGUAAUAUAAUAAUUCACUGUUUAACUAAAUGUUAUGUAGUGAUUUUCAUAUAUUUUCCUUGUUGCUGGGCAGAACAAAGAGUUCUCACUUCUGAUUGGUGGUUGGCUUUCCAUUUCCUUGAGCCAAUCAGAAUGCAUGAAUUUGAACAGGGAAAGGAAUCCAUAACAAUGAAGCAAAGCUACCGAUUUAUUUUUCCUGUGCGAAGAUCACACAAACUAAGAGUGUGACUACAGCUGGCUCCCUCUUGGGAUCAAAAUGGAAAGCAAUGAAGAGCGUCAAAAAAAAGUGUUCAAGGCCCGCAAAACUAUGAGAACCAGUGAUCGUCAACAGCUUGACAGUGUGUAUAAAGUGAAGGAUGAGCUUUUGAAAACCACUGACAUUAAGUUGUUAAAUGGGAAACAUGAAAAUGGGGAUUCAGAUCUCAGUUCCUCUUUAUUUAAUUCUGAUUGUUCUGAGGAUAAAGCAGUAAAUGGUAUAGAGGAUUUAGGACUUGACUCUGAAGAAGUAAAAAUGGAUUCUGAAGAAAUUAUUCAUACCAAAAGUCCAGAUAUCAAAGAGAACCAGGCUGAUGACCUGACUGCCAGACUUGAAAUACCCCCCAAACUCCCAACUGUGUGCAUUGGUUCUGAUCAAGUACAUGAGGAUACCAGAACUACUUUAGACACUGUCCCAGAAGUCCAAGUACUUGACUGUGAUAAAGACAAAAAAAUCCAAGAAGAGAUUAAUAUAAAAAAUGAUUUGGACCACAACAACACUUGUGGAAAGGAUGACUUGGACCAGAAAACCAUGUCAAGUGAGCCUGAAGUAAAUUGCAAUGUUAAUGAGUAUGUGGUAGAGCCAGUAGAAACAAAGGAGUUAGCUCCUGCUCCUGAUAUGAUUGUGGAAGAAGAAAUGAAUACUGAAGAAACUAUUCUAAAUGAGAAUAUUGGUGAAGAAGCAAUAUCUAGCAGUUUGGAUACAGAUGGAGACCCAAAAGAUGAAGAGGCCCAUUCUGCAGAGCUUACAGAGGGUAGCAUUCCAAAAGCUGUAGAGGAUGAAGGAGUUGAAAAUAUCUUGGGAAAUGCAGCUACCAUGGAAACUGAUGAAAUUAUUCCUAUUUUGGAAAAGCUUGCCCCAGCAGAUGAGUUGAAUAGUUUCUCCAAGUCCAUCUUGCUUCCAGUGGAACAUUCUAACUUGGAUGCUGAGGAUAAAGUGGAAAACUCAGUCAAUUCUCCAUCCAAACCUGAAAGUACUGAAAGUUUGCCCAAAGAAGCUUUCUUGGUGCUUUCUGAUGAAGAAGAACUCUGUUGUGACAAAGAAGCUGAAGUGAUAACACCAAAUAAUGCAAGCCAUUCAGAAGAUAAAGAGGAAGAAAAAGAAAAAGAACUGAACAAGGUGGAAGAAAAAGAACAAAAUGAGGAAGGAAAACUUUCAGAAAGAAGUGAAUCAUCAAGAAGAAAGCGUUCCAAGUCAGAGGAUAUGGAUAGUGUCCAUUCUAAGCGUUGUCGAAAUACGGGGGAAGAAUAUGAAGCAGAACUUGAAGUAAAAAUUACAACACGAGGAAAUGUACAACAAAAUAUAGAAAAGAUCAUCCAUCGGUUUCUAGAAGAGAAGUUCAGUGUCCUGCAGUGUGCUGUGUUUGAUAAAACUCUAGCAGAUUUGAAAACCAGAGUGGAUAAGGUUGAAUGUAGCAAGAGACAUAAAACAGCGGUUACCGAAUUACAGGCUAAAAUUGCAAGAUUGACAAAAAGGUUUGGAGCAGCCAGAGAAGACUCCAAAAAAAAGCCUGAAAAUCCACAUUCCCCAGAAAAAGCAGUCAGCGAUACAGGUGGCAUCAACAACGCACAGUUUCGAAAUGCUGGCACAGUAAGACAAAUGCUUGAGUCCAAGAGAAAUGUGGGAGAGAGCACAACAACUACAUUUCAGUCUCCUGUAAAUACAGUGUCUGCUACUACUAUUAUUGCACCUCAGACACAAAGCAGUGGACAUACCAAACCACAAACACCGGUCACCUCUGCACCAUUGACAUCUGGCACCUUGACAACAUCUGUUAUUCCUGCACCUAACACAGCAACAGUAGUUGGCACCAACCAGGUGGCUGGUGGCAACACACAGUCAAUGUCUGUUUCUCUGCAGUCCUUGCCGGUAAUAUUGCAUGUACCUGUUGCAAUGUCUUCCCAACCUCAGCUACUGCAAGGCCAUACUGGCACCUUGGUUACAAACCAACAAUCUGGCAGUGUUGAAUUUAUUCCUGUACAAAGCUCAUCUAAUGUUGGUAACCUAACCAAAACUCCAUUGCCUCUGCCGCCGUCUAAUUCAGCAAAACCAAACAACAGUCCUUCUAUAUCCAGCUCUAGUAUUCAAAGGAACUCUCCAGCAAGUGUUGGCUGUUCAAUAGGAACAACUCUUGCAGUACAAGCUGUCCCAACAGCACAUCCUGUUGCACAAGCUACAAGGACUACUUUGGCUACUGUAACUACUUCAGGAAUCUAUACUCCUCCCACCAGUAGGAGUAACAUACAAAUGAAAAUCCCUUUGUCAGCCUUCAACCAUUCUGUUCCUUCAGAAACAAUCACAGCAGCUACACCUAGAAUUGAGAAUCAAGCACCCAGAUUGCUGCCACAUCCACCACCACCACCUCCUCCUCCUCCUCCAACAGAGACUUCGUCCAACAAGAAAGCUUCUGAGGUUGCAUCACAGAGUGGUAAGACCCCAGGAGGAGGUGUAAUUGAUCUGACACUGGACGAAGAAGAUGCUGCCUCAUCUCGGGAUGGAAAGAAACAGAACCAGCCUAAUGUUUCUGGAAUGAGCCUGUUAGCCCAGUCUGCAGCUCGUCCCCUACAACCAGUACAGACAAACCCUCCCCAACAAGCAAGUGCACCAACAAAUGGCCUACCACAGACCACCAUACAUGUUUUACCUACAGCCCAGACAACUAUGAAUGUAACCCAUCGUCCAGUGACCCAGACUGCUCCCAGGCUCCCAAUACCAAGGAACCCUGGUAACCAUCAAGUAGUCUAUACUGCUGUUCCUGCACCACCAGGGCAGAAUCCUGUGCGAACCCCUGUUAUGCAAAGCCCUAGUUUAAGACAGGUCAACCCACAAAAUUCAGGUAUGACGGUUCGAGUACCUCAGACAACAGCGUAUGUCGUGAACAAUGGGCUAACCUUAGGAUCUGGAGGGCCCCAGCUCACUGUACAUCAUCGGCCACCUCAAGUGCAUUCAGAGCCAUUGCGGCCUGUGCACCCAGCCCCGCUGCCAGAGGCCCCACAGCCACCGCGCUUGCCUCCUGAAGCUGCCAACACCUCUCUGCCUCAGAAGCCACACUUGAAGUUGGCACGUGUCCAAAGUCAGAAUGGCAUCGUACUUUCCUGGAGUGUUUUAGAAGUGGACCGAAGCUGUGCCAGUGUGGACAGCUAUCACCUGUAUGCAUACCAUGAGGACCCCAGUGCCACUGUGCCUUCUCAGUGGAAAAAGAUUGGGGAAGUAAAGGCCCUCCCGUUGCCGAUGGCAUGCACACUGACACAGUUUGUGUCUGGUAGCAAAUACUAUUUUGCGGUGCGUGCUAAGGAUGUCUUUGGGCGCUUUGGACCCUUCUGUGACCCUCAAUCAACAGAUGUCAUUGCUUCCCAGAGCAGUUAAACUUGAGACUUUGAAGGCUUCCAUUCUUGCCCCUCACCCGUGGCUUACUCUGGUUUUGGGUUUAUUCUCAUGCAUGAAACAUACUGUAAAAAUACCAUCUUGCAGGAUUAUUUUGGAGAGCUAUGUCAUACACUACAGAACUUAUAUAUCCAAAACCAAAAUAAAUUCCUAGCCUGCAGUUUGGAGAGCCUGUAUUUCUGGUGAAAUCUUGAAGUACAAAAUCUUUUCUCCUUCCCACACAAGCUACUCUACAUGCAAAGUAGAGAUCUGAUGUUUAUCAAUGAAUUAAUCAAGAAUAUCAAGCUGUGAUACAAAUGCAAAGAACGUGUUCUGUUGUUAGAUUAAGAUGGUAAGCCAGGAUUCAGGGUCUUUGCUGUCUUUUGUUCAGGAACAGUAACCAGUCUUACUUUACAAGGCAUCAUCUACUUUCUAGAGGGGAAAGGACCUUCUGUGUGGCCAGUUCUUGAAGAAUGUGUAUGCAUCUGCUUAUUUGAGCAGAACUGAGGAAGAGUGAACAAUACUAUAGUUAGCUCACUGCUCACCACCAUAGCCAGGGGCAUUCUGAAGUUAGACCAAAAAAAGGUUUGUAGAAAACUUCAUUUGGAUUUCUAGAAAUCUCCUGACUCUCCUCUUAAGGUCCUUCUCUUUUGUUAAACAAACAUUUAAUUUGUGCCUUAAAAAAUAAGUUUGAAAAUAAAUGCAUCCACACUUUGUGCAUUCCUCCUACUUCUGCCCUCUUUCCUUCUCUUUCUCUCUCUCUCUCUCUAUUUUUUUUUGCUAACCCAGAAUGUCAUUAUCUCUCCUUGUAGAGUUUGAAGACACAUAACACCCAGCUUUCUUGGGUUAAUUCCCAGCUCAUUCCAAUCAAUAUUUAAGUUCAUUGUUCUGAAUAAUCUGUAAAAGUAGGCUACAGUUGACAGCUUUUGGCUUGGAUCAUGUUCUUUCUAGAGGCUUUGAUUUACUAUAGACCAGUAGCAUCAAAAAUCUCUUUCUUCUCACUUACACCCAAAUACUUGAGGUGCUGUGGAAGGCCAAUUUGACAAAACUCUUAAUGAAAGCAAUCAGAUAAACUUCUGAUUUAAUAUUUACUCCUUUCAGUAGUGAAGGCAAUAGAAUAUUGCCUCUGCCUAGUUUCAUCAAUCACAGCAGGAGAUAGUCUCACAACAAACACCUUUGAACUUUGAACAGUCUUCCAGAGGAAAGUUUGGCACAUCUAUUGUCUUCCUGACUUAUCAGCUCCAAUGGCUGGGGAGGCAUGGCAGCUCUUCUCAACUGACUUGAAACUGAAAUGGAAGGUUCAAAUGGGAAUACACUGAUGCUUGUUGAUAUUGUGUAUUUUGGGAAAACAAGGCUUACUUCUGUUUCUGUGAGAAUAUACACUGAGUAAAACUCCUUGCAUUUUGCUACAUGGUACAUCUUGUGUCCUUGUCUGCAUUGGAUUCCAUUUGAGUGACAUGAAACUUACCUUCCUAAGAAUCUUUAACUUGUCUGCCUCAUGUCUCUAGUUGAGUGAGAGAGAUUUGAACUGGCUACAUUAUGUGCUUGUUCUUUGUGAGGAUUUUUUUCGAUUUCAAGCAAUAGACAGGAGACAUUGCAGUGGUUUGCCUCUUUCUGAAUAAAGACACUUUUUUGCAGUCCAGUAUGUAAGCAACCAAUGAAAUAUAUACAAUGACCACUGUUAAGAUCAAUUUUUCCUUGGUUUGGGAAAACUUUGUUUACCAGAACUAAUUUUUAAAAUUACAAUACUAAAAUAAAAAAACCCUAGCAUUAGAAGCACAUGAAACAUUUAUUAAUGAAUUGGUUUUGAGUUGGGUUUGGGGACAUUUAAAAAGGGCAUUCCACUCUGCUGUUGACUGCAGCAAUAUCUGUUAUAUGUAUCGAGAGAUGUAGUUCUAUUGUCUGCUUUGGAAGAAAAUGUUUAUUCCUCAUAUAUUUUAUUGCACUCGGAAAAUAAAGUCAACCCUGAAUGGAGUUAGAAAGGAAAAUGGUUUUUAAAAGCUGCAUUAUAACACAUUUUGUAGUGCGGUACAUAGGACAAUUAAAACAAAAAGUGAAACCAAGAAUUUUCCAUGACACUGAAAUAAAUUAUAUUUGCUAAAUAUGUCUAGAAAAAAAGUAAAUUUGGGAAAUUUGCAUCUAUAUGUUUAGUAUUUUACCUGAGUGAAAGCAAGCAGGUAUUGACAGUUGAGGCUUCAUUGUUGUUUAUUGGUUCUUAUGACUCCAGAUCCAGACAGCAUUCUUUUUUGAAUCAAACAAAUGUGGGACAGGUGCAACUACAUUUAAAAAAAAUUAAAUAAGGACAUAGUUUUGUCUUCAGAUUUCAAAACUAAAGAAGGAAAUACACAUUCUGGAAGAGAAUCGGAGAAUUCACACUUUUGCCACCUGACAGCCUUGUAUUUGGUGCCAUAUUUCUUAAUUUUUUGCCCCAAAGCAGGUCAGAGGUCACCUGGCUAAUUAUCUGCUUAUGGCAGAUACUUGAAAAUAGUAUUUUCUUUCUUUCUAUACGUAUUAUAAACUAAACUGGCAUUCAUAAUACUGAACUAGAGACAGAUUGGAUUAUUACUAGUCUGUACUCAUUAAAAAUCAUACAUCCUACUCAGCACUUUGAAUAUAUUAUUGAUUAGCAAGGAACUACUUACUAUUUAAAACAUCUUGAGAAAGGGUUUAAGAAGAGAUUUCAGUGUCUGCAAUGUACUGUACCAGUAUUUGUUUUUUUCCACCAUACUAUGCUUUUGCUGUAGUAUAUGGUUGGCACAUGCUUGAAAAAUCUGUUUUCUACCGUUGUCGGGCUGCUUUCACAUCCAAGAUAAAAAUUGUUCUUUUAACCCAAAUUACAUUGUUGUUUUGCUCUUUGUAUUUAAUAUGUUAGAUUCCACCUUCUAGUUCAAAAGAAUUUCUAUUUAAGAGGAAAAAAUAAAUGGGAAAUGUUCUCUAUUCUAAAGUAGAAUGUGGCAGGACAGUUGCUGGUUCACUUAAAUUUGCUUGUAGUUUCUGAUCCUUAAGGUAUAGCUCAGAAAUCCUGUAUUGGAAACUCCAAAUUUAAGGAAAGUUGUAUGUCAUAUUGUAUCUCAAGAACUGUUGAAGCAUCAGGCUUAUUUAAGGUUGAAUAUUCAAGCAUUUUGUUAGAGCUAUAAUUUGCAAAGAAUUCAAAGAAAAAUUUAGCACAACUGUUGGCUUUGGGAGCAUGAGGAAGGACUGUGAGAUUACAACUUUUGUAGUGAAAGCAUUUACUCUGGCUCGCUCUUUCAUACAUAGCGUUUUGUCUUAAGAGAAUCAGUGUUCCAGUAUGUCAUUAGCUUUAGACCUGGGUCUCAGAGUAGCCACAUUAACAAUAUUAGAACUACAACUGCAAUACAUAAUGAAGCUCGAAAAUGACCCCUUAAAAUGCCUUUAUUAUUCUGAGUCAGUUGCAAAAGUACACAGGUUUUGUAAAUGACAACUUGAUACUUUAAAAAUACUUCUUUUUUCCAUUUGGGGUGUCUGAAAACUGGGUACUAAAGUUUUGGCAACACAAAGAAGGUUCUUGUUAGGAAGAAAAAAUUGUACAUGUAGGCAAAUAUAUAAUGUGUUUGAUCAAUAUUUGACAACACACUGAUAGAUUUCUUACCGAACUGUGCUGGCAUUUUCCUGUUUGAAAAUAUAUUUUAAAUGCUGUCUGUCCUGGAAGUUUUAUUUGUAAAUAAAGUGAUCAGGCAGCCAUAUCGUAGGCUGCUUGCUGAACUUGUUAACUUAUCAGCCAAUAGAAAACGCAUACAAAACCCUUUCUAUAAACUUGCACUCUUUUUUUUCUUUCUUCUCCAGAUGUGAACAUGUAAAUAAAUAUAAGGUGUGACAUACCAAGAAGUCCGGUUUAAACAAGGCAAUGACCAGUUCUCCUAACUUUUGUAUGCAUUGUAGAUUAGUGUCUGUAUACGUGUUAACUGUAGUGGAUUUUUGUCUGACAAGCCUGAGAUUUAUACUUUGAAAUAAACUACUGGGUUUUUAA